UUGCCAGAAGUGUCAGUGAGCACUCGACUUUUUCCUCUGGCGAAGUGGGUUUACUUGAACUUGAAGGAAAAAAAAUGUCUCCACUUCUGAAAAGCAUCUUCGAUAUCACUGAAGUUUUCAAUCAGUGUGCCUCACAUGACUGUGAUAGGGCAGCCCUAGCCAAGAAAAACCUGAAGAACCUUCUUGAAAGAGAAUUUGGAGAUGUCCUUCAGAGACCACAUGACCCUGAGACUGUUGAUCUGAUCCUGGAACUUCUUGAUCGCGACUGUAACGGACCUGUCGAUUUCAAUGAAUUCCUCCUGUUCAUUUUCAAGGUGGCUCAAGCUUGUUACUACGCUCUUGGCCAGGCUUCGGGGCUGGCUGAGAAAGGAGCCAAGGGUGAGGAAAAGGAGAACCUGUUACAAGAUCGCGGGCAAGAAGACCAAAGGGGAUUGGAGCCCCAGAGACGACUGGAAGAAGAGCGCAGGGAGAAGAGGAAGCUUGCUGAGGAAGAGGAGCAAAGAGAAAAUUUGCAAAAGGGACGUGAGCAGCAGCUGCAGAGGCGAGAACGGGAAGAGCGCCGUGGGAGGCAAGAGCAGCUGCGGAGGCCCAAGAGACGGGAGCCUGAGGAAUUUCCUGACCAAAAGCAAAGGCAGAAGCGGCAGGAGCAGCGGGAGAGACAGCGCCUGGAGGAGGAGCGGCGCGUACGCCAGGAAGAAGAGCUACUGCAAAGGCAGGAGCGGGGGAGGGAGCGCCCCGAGGAGAAACGACAGCGAAUGAGAGAACGUCAGGCACAGGGCGACAGGGCGCCUCAGGAGGAAGAGGAGCAGAUGCUGAAACUAGAGAGGCAGGAGCAGAGAGAAAGCCAGGAGCUGAAGAACACGCGACAGGAGGGAGAGCAGCAGCUGUUACGGCAGAGGCGCUGUCGCGAGGAGCGUGAGAAGCAAGAGCAGGAGCUGGCGGAGGAAUCGGAGCAGGAAGAGGCCGGCGAGCGGGCCGAAAGCCGCACCCCGAGGCGGCAGUGCCAGCCAGAAAGCAGAGCCGACGCCCGUCACGGUGAAGGCUACUCGAAGCUGGAGGCAGAGAGGAGGCGGCGCCAGGAGCGCGAGCUGCUGCUGCAGGAACCGGAGGACGACGCCCAGAGGCUGACCCGGCCUCUGCCCCUCCCGGGGGAGCGCGAGCAGCCCCCGAGUCGGGAGCAGCAGGCGCGUCUUAAGGAGGAGGAGAAAGAACAGCGCCGCAACCUCAAAUGGCAGUGGCAGGAGAAGGAAGAGAGCGAGAGGCACCGCCAGAGGCUAUGGGUCAGGCCCCCGUUGGUGCAGCAAAAGGAGCGUCGGCUGAGGGCGGAGAAGCGCCAGAAAUGGGAACAGCUGUUCGGCGAGGAAGGGGAGGAGCAGCGCCGCCAGCUAGUGCCGAGGGAGCUGGCGCAGCAGUUCCGCUUGGAAGACAGCCUGCACGAGGAUGGGAAGAGUCGACGAGAGGAGGAGCUGCGUCGCGACCAGAGAUGGAGGUGGCAACUAAAGGAGGAAAGCCAGAUACGCCGCCGCACGCCGUACGCCAAGCCAGCUCAACGCGAGCAGCUGAGGGAGGACGAGCAGCUGCAGAGCGAGGAACUCGCGAAGAGGCGCCAGGAGCGAGAGAGACAGUAUCUGCAGAACAAGGAGCUGCAGCGCGAGGAAGGGCAACUGCAGAGGGAGAGGCGGCGCGACUCGCAGGAGAGACGAGAUAGGGAGGAAGAGCAGCUGCAGCUAGAGGACCGCGAAAACGGGAGGCUGCAGGAGCCGGAGAGACAAUAUCGGGAAGAGCUGCAGCAGGACGAAGAGCGACUGCAGAGGGAGAGGAGGCACCAGCAGCAAGACAGGCAGUAUCUGGAGGAGGAGGCGCUGCAGCAGCUGGACAGGAGGCGACGGUUCCUAGAUGAGGAUCAGCGCCGCGGUCUGAAAUGCCAGUGGCAACCAGGAAAAGAAAAUGAAAUUCGUAGUAACAGAGUUUACCCCAAACGCAGAGAGAAUGAAGAAAAGAUCCGGCAUUUGGAAGAUUCCCGGGUGCGGGAGAGACCAUACCAGCAGGAUCGGUGGCCCCUGCAGGCUGACCAGGAAGAAGAGAGCGCGCGAGAGCAGUCGAGGAGCUGGCAGCAGCGCGAAACGCAAUUCCCAGCCGAAGUGCUGCAAGGAGAAGAGCGACCGGAAGCCAAAAGGCGAGACAGGAAGCUCCUAGAGGACGAGCAGCUACUGAGAGAGGAAAGGAAAGAGAGAAGACGACGUCAGGAAGAAGAUAGAAAGUUCCGUGAGGAGGUGCAGCUCCUGCAGGAAAGGGAAGAGCAACGACUGCGCCGCCAGAAUCGAGAUGGUGCCUUCUCCGAAGAUGAACAGUUGUGGCGCGUAGAACAAGAGGAAGAACAGAGGCGCCUGCGGCAGAGAGGCAGCAAGUUCCUUGAGGAAGAGCAGAGCCUCCCGCAGGAGCGAGAAGAAAAGCGACGCGGCAGGGAGCAGGACAGGGAGUUCUGCGAGGAAGAGGAGCUGCAGCAUGAGAAGGAAGAGCUGAGGCGCCGGCAGUACCCGACGAAGGAAAAGUUUGCCGGGGAAGAAAAGAGGCGUCGUCCGGAGCAAGAACUUCGGCAAGAAGAGCAGAGACGCAGCGAGGAGCUGGAGUGGAAAUUGCUGGAAGAAAAGCUCCGCCACCAAGAGCGCGACCGCCAGCAGAGCCGUGGCCAUGGCUGGGAGGAAGAAGACAAGGGCCAUAGGCACGUGCUGGAGCCCAGCAAGCGUCAGUUUGCCGGUGCCCCGGUGCGCCCGAGCCCACUGUACGAGUACAUCCAAGAGCAGACAUCUAAAUGCUGCCCUUAAGAGAUGCUGCCAAGACACCCGUCAAAGCUGAGAGCAAAGGAAAAUGAAAAACACUUGGUACCAAAUGACUCAAAUGUUUCUGGUUGUGGGAAUACUCUCUUAUGUUAGAAUGUCUUUUUCAUGUACCUUGUACUCCUGCCUUUUACUCUUCCUCAAGUAGUUCUUCACUGUGAGGUGUCUUAGGUGUUUGGUGCAGAUACGGUGUGCUUUUUUAAAAACAAAUCAUUUAAUUAGUUUGGGGAACAUGUUAAUUUGUUGCUUUCAAAGGUAAGAAUAUCACAAUUUGAAAUUCAAAAACAUUGGGUCUUUUUUUUAAUGGUUGGUCCAUCCUGUGGAGAGUUCUGGUAUUUUUAAUAUUGGCAUUUCUUCUUGGGUCUAAGUUACAUUGAUUUUUACUUCCAAAUAGCGUCUCAUCUUUUGUGGCAUAAUUAGCACAGGUUCUUCAGGGGAACUGAAAUUUUACAGCAACCCUUGAAUAGCUCAUGGGGAGUGACUUAUACAGAAAAACUCCCUGUGAAACCAGCCCAUAACUGGAAGAAUACCUGUUAAGAAUAAGGUUUAGCUUGAAGACUUGGAAUUUGAAUUAGACAUUUUUUACACUUAACUCUGUAAACACUUAAAAUCCCAUUAAACAAAAGCAAAGUGUUUCUCAACUACAGAGCUCAAAUUUUAAAACUAUGUCUGCUGUACUCUGUAGUGCUCAGUUCUCUUCCCCCAGUCUUCGAGUUUGAGAACAGUGCUACCUAUGUUAAUUUUAGCUGAGGGGGAACUUGCUCAGAAUCCUGUAAACAUCUCUUUUGCUUUAGGGAGUAAGAGAUUACAGAGAGCAUUUUUGGGCAGGGAAAGGGAAAAAUCUGGACAGAGGGACAAGUUCCUAGAGGCUUUUUGACGAGACCCGUUAGCCCACAAUCACUUGAGGCCUAUUGAUACUACCUUGGAGACAUUCUUGUUGAAAUAAUAGGACUGUGUGAAGUAUUAAUAAUAAAUGUUUGGCAAACAA
Messenger RNA from Manis javanica (Malayan pangolin), 3825 nucleotides. It is a transcript of the gene TCHH, whose product is annotated as trichohyalin. Gene Ontology annotation, biological process: intermediate filament organization. Gene Ontology annotation, molecular function: transition metal ion binding. Lineage: Eukaryota; Metazoa; Chordata; Mammalia; Pholidota; Manidae. The record is from RefSeq and is a predicted model, not a curated record.